Molecule: messenger RNA, 3217 nt
Organism: Abrus precatorius (Indian licorice)
Lineage: Eukaryota; Viridiplantae; Streptophyta; Magnoliopsida; Fabales; Fabaceae
Product: transmembrane 9 superfamily member 12-like
Exons: 2
Coding region: 194-2170 (658 amino acids)
Biological process (GO): protein localization to membrane
Cellular component (GO): membrane
Source: RefSeq, a predicted model, not a curated record
AAUGCCGUUUUGUUAAUGCUUUCCAAAAAGUAAAAUAAAAAUCUUACGACUACGCUCCACUACACUAAUCAUCUGUUGCGUUUCAUUGAGAUCUCGCUGAAUAUAUCGUCGAAUAUUACGAUUUGGUGUUGAAUGCAUCGGUGUUGGAGUUAGCUUAUAUUGCUGUUGUCGUGGUAGUAUUGCGUUGAAGGAAAUGGAGUUGAGAAAACCCUUAACGUGCAAAUGGGUUUUCUUUUCUGUCAUUGUCAUUGUCAUUGCUCGAGUUGUGGAUAGUUUUUAUCUCCCCGGAAGCUACAUGAACGCUUAUUCGAAUAAGCAUCUCAUAUUUGCAAAGGUUAAUUCGUUAACUUCAAUUGAAACAGAGCUACCCUUCAGCUACUACAGCCUCCCUUACUGCCAGCCUGAUCGCAUAAAGAAAAGUGCUGAGAAUUUGGGAGAGCUUCUUAUGGGAGAUCAGAUUGACAACUCCCCUUACCGGUUCCGGAUGAAUGUUAAUGAGACUGUUUACCUCUGCACGACGUCGCCAUUGAAUGAGCACGAGGUUAAGCUGCUCAAGCAAAGGACGCGGGACCUUUACCAGGUCAAUAUGAUCCUUGACAACUUGCCUGUAAUGAGAUUCACGACCCAAAAUGGGGUUAAAAUCCAGUGGACAGGGUUCCCUGUUGGGUACACACCGCCUGAUGGUAGUGCAGAUUACAUCAUUAACCACCUUAAGUUCACAGUCUUGGUUCAUGAGUAUGAAGGGAGUGGGGUUGAAAUUAUUGGGACUGGGGAGGAAGGUUUGGCUGUUAUUUCUGAUGCUGACAAGAAGAAGGCAUCUGGGUAUGAAAUAGUUGGUUUUCAGGUUGUCCCUUGUAGUAUUAAAUAUGAUCCUGAAGUCAUGGCUAAGCACAAAAGGUAUGAUACUCUCUCUCCUAUAAGCUGCCCAACUGAGCUUGACAAGUAUCAAGUGAUAAGAGAGCAGGAAAGGAUAUCAUUUACAUAUGAGGUUGAAUUUGUGAAAAGUGAUACAAGAUGGCCUUCACGUUGGGAUGCUUAUCUGAAGAUGGAGGGUUCUCGAGUUCAUUGGUUCUCGAUCUUAAAUUCACUGAUGGUUAUAUUUUUCUUGGCUGGUAUUGUUUUUGUCAUUUUCCUGAGAACUGUGAGAAGGGACUUGACGAGGUAUGAGGAAUUGGACAAAGAGGCACAAGCUCAGAUGAACGAGGAGCUUUCUGGAUGGAAACUUGUUGUGGGUGAUGUGUUUAGAGAGCCUGAGUGCUCAAAGCUUCUCUGUGUGAUGGUUGGAGAUGGGGUUCAGAUUCUUGGGAUGGCUGCUGUUACAAUUGUUUUCGCAGCACUUGGUUUCAUGUCACCAGCAUCCCGAGGAAUGCUUCUAACAGGGAUGAUCAUUUUGUAUCUUAUUCUGGGAGUUUCUGCGGGCUAUGUCAGUGUACGUUUCUGGAGGACCAUUAAGGGAACAACAGAAGGGUGGAGAUCAAUUUCCUGGUCAGCUGCAUGCUUUUUUCCUGGAAUUGCUUUCAUUAUUCUUACAGUUCUGAAUUUUAUUCUAUGGAGCAGCAACAGUACUGGUGCUAUACCCAUUUCCUUAUAUUUCGAGCUGUUCUUCCUCUGGUUCUGCAUUUCGGUACCCCUUACCCUUAUUGGAGGAUUUAUGGGUACAAAAGCUCAGCCAAUUGAAUAUCCUGUGCGGACUAACCAGAUUCCAAGGGAAAUUCCUGCACGUAAAUAUCCAUCAUGGCUUCUUGUUCUUGGUGCUGGAACUCUUCCGUUUGGAACCCUCUUCAUUGAGCUUUUCUUUAUCCUUUCGAGUAUCUGGCUUGGAAGGUUCUAUUAUGUGUUUGGUUUCCUGUUGGUCGUUCUUCUAUUGCUGAUUAUUGUUUGUGCUGAAGUAUCUGUUGUCCUCACUUAUAUGCAUCUCUGUGUGGAAGAUUGGCGGUGGUGGUGGAAGGCAUUCUUUGCCUCAGGUUCUGUUGCUCUUUAUGUCUUCUUGUACUCCAUUAACUACUUGGUUUUCGACCUGCAGAGUUUGAGUGGACCUGUCUCGGCUACACUUUACCUCGGCUAUUCACUACUCAUGGCAAUUGCAAUCAUGUUAUCCACCGGCACCAUUGGCUUCCUUAUGUCAUUCUACUUUGUGCACUACUUGUUCUCAUCAGUAAAGAUAGAUUGAGGUCUCCCUGUCAUCUCUUAUUAUUAGCUAUGCUAAAGGUCAAUUAAUAUAGCUUCUUCUGAGUUCUUUUUUGUAGUUUGAUCGCAUUGCAGAAUAUUUGAGUAGGGCAACUUAUGCUUCAUUUGUUGUCUUAAAUAGUUGUCAAAUGAUUUUACAUUGCAAUGUUAUCUGCAGUUUGUUCUCCUACUUGUCCCCCACAGUAACCUACUCAUUCAGGUAUUCAACUAGUGUUUGAGCUCUCAGUGUGCUUUAAGUAUUUUUAGUUCAAUUAAGUUGCUUUAGAAAGUUGUAGUUGCAAAACUGUCAUCUUAUUUUGAUACUGUAGAAAAAUUAUGUUAGAUGGAUAAUUUCAUAUCUCGCUGUGAUGUUCACUGUGCUGCUGGGUGUUUAAUUUUUAGCUUCCACACAUUCUCGGAUAGGGAAAGUAUUUGGUAUUAUACUGUUAAAAGGAUGUUAUUUAAACUUAAUUUGUCCGCAAUUUUGGCUUUGUAUAAUAUUAUUGUUUCAUAUUAUAUUUUAUUUUAUUUUCUAGUCGGCUGCAUGUAAAUUUGUGGUAAUAAUCCUUUGAAUAUGGAAAAUAUUGGAUUUGUGUAGUAUUGCUAUAGCACUUGGCUUUUCGUCUGUUAACUGCGUUCCACUUUUUCGGUGUAAUACCCUUAGCAAUGACUUUUGGCAGGAAAAGUACAUGGCAAAAUAAAAUGCAGGUAGCAUAAACUUUUUCUACUGGUAUCUGAAAAUCCUAUUUUAACAACUUUUAAAGGCAAUGGCUGCAGUUAAGUUUCCAUUUUGUUUGAGGUAUUUUUGUCGUUCCUUUUUCAAAAUAAAAAUUACUUAGCUGAUAUAUUUUAUGGAAAGGGGACGAAGAAAAAUAAAUGAAUUUGUCUUGAAGCAUACGACUUCAAAUCUCAAAUAUGCAUUUAGUUAUAUGGCUUGAGUUACUCUCCUCGAAAGCAACUUUUGGACAUUUUAUAAUGUUUUAAAUAUGUUUAGUCUCUAUACUUUAUAUUAAUAUUAGUUUUUAUACUUACAAUAACUAAACAUUAUAUU